ACCGCAUAAAAGGAAAGAACUUCAAGAAUGAAUUGAAAGUGCGGUGGAGUCGGAUCGGGUAGUAUCGUAAGGUCAUGUGAGUGCCUACUAGGUAUAUAAGUCACGUGUAAUUAGCGCACCAGUUAACAAGUGGGGCGUUUUUUUACUUUUCGAUUCCUUUUGGGGGCAGUUGUGCCAACCCGGGCCAAAUGGAAACCGCCAGCGCCAUUUUCAACCUCGACUUGAUUCAAAUUAUUUCCUCUCCCAAACUCAUCACCCUCCUCCACUCCUUCUAUCCUUUAUCGCUCUAGGUCAUCUUGCAAGAUGUUCAAGAGCGGCCUCUCUUCCUUCGCGAGAGCUUCCAGGCCUGCUUUCGCCGCUUCUACGAGGCGCGCGGUCAGACCUGCAGCGGCCUCUGCUUUCAAAUUCCCUAUUACUAGCCGAUUCGCAAGCACAACGAGUGCUGGUGAUGGCAAAAUUUACCAGGUCAUCGGUGCCGUCGUUGACGUCAAGUUCGACACCGCGAAGCUCCCUCCGAUUUUAAACGCUUUGGAGGUUACCAACAACGGCCAGAAGCUCGUGCUCGAGGUCGCACAACAUUUGGGUCAAAAUGUCGUCCGUUGCAUUGCCAUGGACGGUACCGAAGGUCUCACCCGAGGCGCCAAGGCCAGCGACACUGGUGCCCCCAUCACAAUUCCUGUCGGCCCCGCCACACUUGGUCGCAUCAUAAACGUCACUGGUGACCCGAUUGAUGAGCGUGGACCCAUCAAGACCGACAAGUUCCUACCUAUCCACGCUGAUCCCCCGGAGUUCGUUGAGCAAUCUACCUCUGCCGAGAUUUUGGUUACUGGUAUCAAGGUCGUCGAUCUUCUAGCUCCCUACGCUCGUGGUGGUAAGAUUGGUCUGUUCGGUGGUGCCGGUGUCGGAAAGACUGUGUUCAUUCAGGAACUUAUCAACAACAUCGCCAAGGCUCACGGUGGUUACUCCGUCUUCACCGGUGUCGGUGAGCGAACCCGUGAGGGUAACGAUCUGUACCACGAAAUGCAGGAGACCUCCGUCAUUCAACUCGAUGGCGAGUCCAAGGUCGCCCUUGUGUUCGGUCAGAUGAACGAGCCCCCCGGAGCCCGUGCUCGUGUCGCCCUUACGGGUUUGACCAUUGCCGAAUACUUCCGUGAUCAGGAAGGCCAGGAUGUGCUUCUCUUCAUUGACAACAUUUUCCGAUUCACCCAAGCCGGUUCCGAGGUGUCUGCCCUGUUAGGUCGUAUCCCCUCUGCCGUCGGUUACCAACCCACUCUAGCCAUUGAUAUGGGUGGUAUGCAAGAACGAAUUACCACCACCAAGAAGGGUUCCAUUACUUCAGUCCAGGCCGUCUACGUCCCUGCUGACGAUUUGACUGAUCCUGCCCCUGCCACCACCUUCGCCCAUUUGGACGCUACCACUGUGUUGUCCCGUGGUAUCUCUGAGUUGGGUAUCUACCCCGCUGUCGAUCCCCUAGACUCCAAGUCUCGUAUGUUGGACCCCCGUGUCGUCGGCCAGGACCACUACGACACCGCCACCCGCGUUCAGCAGAUUCUCCAGGAGUACAAGUCUCUGCAAGAUAUCAUUGCCAUUCUGGGUAUGGACGAACUGUCGGAAGCUGACAAGCUUACCGUCGAGCGAGCCCGUAAGAUCCAGCGUUUCCUGAGCCAGCCUUUCACUGUUGCCCAGGUUUUCACUGGUAUCGAGGGUCAGCUAGUCGACCUAAAGGCCACCAUCGCCUCCUUCAAGUCCAUCUUGGCCGGUGAAGGUGACGACCUACCAGAAGGUGCCUUCUACAUGGUUGGUGACUUGGCGUCGGCUCGGGCGAAGGGCGAGAAGAUCUUGGCUGAUCUGGAGAAGUCGUCUUAAGGAACUAAUGAGUAACUGCUGUUAAAUAGACACUACCGAAAGAAAAAAGGUAGUGACCUGUGUAUAUCUAGAAAAGGAGAGCAGUCGUGGUUCUGAUGAUUUUCCCUAGCUCAACUGAGUUCCUUUUGUGAGCUGUAUACCAAACAUACAAAUUCACCCUAAUUUCCUAGCUG
This is a messenger RNA of Hypoxylon fragiforme, 2039 nucleotides long. RefSeq names its product ATP synthase beta chain mitochondrial precursor. The coding region runs from base 304 to 1866 and encodes 520 amino acids. The transcript is spliced from 7 exons. The record is from RefSeq and is a predicted model, not a curated record. Gene Ontology annotation, molecular function: proton-transporting ATP synthase activity, rotational mechanism; ATP binding; ATP hydrolysis activity. Gene Ontology annotation, biological process: proton motive force-driven mitochondrial ATP synthesis; proton transmembrane transport. Lineage: Eukaryota; Fungi; Ascomycota; Sordariomycetes; Xylariales; Hypoxylaceae.